CCGCACUUUUCUGUGCCGUAACAGUCCUCAGCAGUGAUCCUGCGCCCACUGGAACCGUCUAAUAAAAAAGCAGGAGCAAACACAGGCGUUAUAUAACUUGAAAUAAGCGACCGCGCACCUCGCUGACCGUCUCCGCUCCGUUUAAAACGCGCAUUUCCCUCCAGCGCGACUCGUCCACGUCAGCGGAGACGCGCAUGUUGUCGCGGAGAGGGGACUGCGGCGCGAGGAGCGCUAAUCGUCUCCGGCCGGCGGCGAUAUAAACAUGUGACCGCUGCGCGGCCGCUCAGUCGCUGCUGACCGCACCUGGCGGGAUUUACGCACGGAGGACGAACUCUGCUCCAGCUCCGUGCGGCGAACUGCGGGGAGGAGAUGACGGACAGCGCGGAGCCGGGCGCUCAGAUAGAGCCGCUGCUGCCAUCGGCCAGUCCUUCCUUUGUGUCAUCAGUUGGUCGUAGAAGUUUGAGGAAUGACGACGAGGCCGUGGUGGACCGAGGCGGGACGCGGUCCCAGCAGAGCACCAACUUCGAGCAGGAGGACCUCGAAGGCCACAGGACUCUCUACAUCGGGGUCCACGUCCCAUUGGGAAGUACCAGGCACCGCAGCCAUCACCGGCACCGUCACCAUGGAAACAAACACAGGAGAAAGAGCCGAGACCGGACCCUCACCCUGGUUGAGGGCAGGGAGUCUCCUGUUUAUGACACGCCCUCUCAGAGGGUCCAGUUCCUGCUGGGCGCCGAGGACGACGACGAGGAGCACAUACCCCAUGACCUCUUCACGGAGAUGGAUGAAAUCUGCGUGAAGGAUGGGGAGGACGCCGAGUGGAGGGAAAGCGCCAGGUGGCUGAAGUUCGAGGAGGACGUGGAGGACGGAGGCGAGCGCUGGAGCAAGCCCUACGUGGCCACGCUGUCGCUGCACAGCCUGUUCGAGCUGCGCAGCUGCAUCAUCAACAGCACCGUGCUGCUGGACAUGAGGGCCCACACCGUGGAGGAGGUGGCAGACAUGGUGCUGGACCACCAGGAGCUCCACUCGCCGCUCGGGGACGAGCUGAGGAGGAGGGUGCGGGAAACGCUGCUGAAGCAGCAUCACCACCAGAACCAGAAGAAGCUGGCCAACCGCCUGCCAAUCGUCCGCUCCAUCGCCGACAUGGGUCGAAGGUCGUCGGAGCUGCACUUGGAUAAAAAUGGUCAGCUGACGGCCUCCCAGUCUCAGCUGGCGGGUCCAGAUGGGAAAGGGGACGUGAGCAGAGAGAACAGUUCUGUGGACUUCAGCAAGAUAGACCUCCACUUCAUGAAGAAGAUCCCGCCGGGGGCGGAGGCGUGCAACGUCCUCGUGGGAGAACUGGACUUCCUCAACAAGCCCGUGGUGGCGUUCGUGCGGCUCCUGCCGGCGGUUCUGCUCAGCGGCCUGACGGAGGUCCCCAUCGCCACCAGGUUCCUGUUCAUCCUCCUGGGGCCACCCGGUCGAGGGCCUCAGUAUCACGAGAUCGGAAGGUCCAUCGCGACGCUCAUGACGGAUGAAGUUUUCCAUGAUGUCGCCUAUAAAGCGAAAGACCGAAAUGAUCUGAUCGCUGGGAUUGACGAGUUCCUCGACCAGGUGACCGUCCUGCCUCCCGGAGAGUGGGACCCCUCCAUACGGAUAGAGCCCCCCAAAAAUGUUCCCUCCCAGGAGAAGAGAAAGAAAAGUAACUUGUUACCCAACGGAUUAGUGGAGGGAGACGAGGAAGAGGAGCACGGCGGCCACGGGGGCCCAGAGCUGCAACGCACCGGGAGGUGGUUCGGCGGCCUCCUCCUCGACGUCAAGCGCAAGGCGCCCCACUACCUGUCCGACUACACCGACGCCAUCAGCCUGCAGUGCGUGGCCUCCUUCCUCUUCCUCUACUGCGCCUGCAUGUCCCCCGUCAUCACCUUCGGCGGGCUGCUGGGCGAGGCCACCGAAGGACGCAUCAGCGCUAUCGAGUCACUGUUCGGGGCCUCGCUGACCGGCAUCGCCUACUCCCUGUUCGCCGGGCAGCCCCUCACCAUCCUGGGCAGCACGGGGCCUGUUCUGGUAUUCGAGAAGAUCCUGUUCAAAUUCUGCAAGGAGUACGAGCUGUCCUAUCUGUCGCUGAGGACCUGCAUCGGCCUGUGGACGGCCUUCCUCUGCAUCAUGCUGGUGGCCACGGACGCCAGCUCCCUCGUCUGCUACAUCACGCGCUUCACCGAGGAGGCCUUCGCCUCGCUCAUCUGCAUCAUCUUCAUCUACGAGGCGCUGGAGAAGCUCAUCCACCUGGGCGAGCAGUUCCCCUUCAACAAGAACAACGACCUGAACAAGCUCACCAUGUACUCAUGCUCGUGCGUGGAGCCUUCCGACCCCACCAAUGGCACCCUGAAAUUCUGGGAGCUCAACAACAUCACUGCGUCGGAAAUCUACUGGGAAGCGCUGGAGGUCAAGGACUGUGUUGAAAAGCGAGGGGAGUUCUUAGGCAGCGCCUGCGGCCCUCACGGCCCCUACGUCCCCGACGUGCUCUUCUGGUGCGUCAUCCUCUUCUUCUCCACCGUCUUCAUGUCCGCUUUUCUGAAGGAGUUCAAGUUCAGCAAUUACUUUCCCACCAAGGUGAGGUCCAUCAUCAGUGACUUUGCUGUUUUCUUCACCAUCCUUACCAUGGUCUUAGUCGACUACGCCUUAGGGAUUCCCUCUCCGAAACUAAAGGUUCCCAGUGUUUUUAAGCCAACUAGAGACGAUCGGGGCUGGUUCAUCAACCCGUUGGGGCCCAACCCCUGGUGGACGGCGGUCAUCAGCGUGGUUCCCGCUCUGCUCUGCACCAUCCUCAUCUUCAUGGACCAGCAGAUCACCGCUGUCAUCAUCAACAGGAAGGAACACAAGCUCAAGAAAGGCUGCGGGUACCACCUGGACCUGUUCAUGGUGGGGCUGAUGCUGGGCGUGUGCUCGCUGAUGGGCCUGCCUUGGUUCGUGGCCGCCACCGUCCUCUCCAUCACGCACGUCAACAGCCUGAAGCUGGAGUCCGAAUGCUCGGCUCCGGGGGAGCAGCCCAAGUUCCUGGGCAUCAGAGAGCAGCGCUUCACGGGCCUCAUGAUCUUCACCCUCAUGGGCUGCUCCGUCUUCAUGACGUCUGUGCUGAAGUUCAUUCCUAUGCCCGUGCUGUACGGAGUCUUCCUUUACAUGGGAGCGUCUUCUCUCAGAGGAAUUCAGUUCUUCGACCGGCUGACGCUCUUCGGGAUGCCGGCCAAGCACCAGCCAGACUUCGUAUAUCUGCGUCACGUGCCCCUGAGGAAGGUGCACCUCUUCACCAUCACCCAGCUCAGCUGUCUGGUUCUGCUCUGGGUCAUCAAGACGUCCAGGGCGGCCAUCGUGUUUCCUAUGAUGGUGCUGGCGCUGGUGUUCAUCAGGAAGCUGAUGGACUGCGUCUUCACCAAGCGAGAGCUGAGCUGGCUGGACGACCUCAUGCCAGAGAGCAAGAAGAAGAAGCUGGAGGACGCUGAAGAGGAGGAGGAGCAGAGCAUACUGGCAGAGGACGAAGGAGUGGUACAAGUUCCACUGGAAGGAUACAAAGGAAUACCCAUCAUCAAUAUCACGGAUGAAAUGUCUAAAGGGUCCUUUGGAAACACUUGGAACGCCAACAGCUAAGGCAUCUGGGAAAUAAUUCAAACUUUGAGCAAUGUUGAACACUCACGCUUUGUUGGUGCUGACAGUAAUGACCAAGCAGCUCAACCCAACUUCGGUCCAAACAGGAACUUAUUCAGCACCUUAUAGACUAACAAUAAAGCCAUAAUUAGUUCUGGGUGACGUGUGGGCACUAAUGAGCUCAGGUGAACGUUUCAGUACGGAAACACUGCUGGUAGCGAGCUACGGGGUUGGCUGCUGUUUGCUCGUUAAGUCUCUGUCCCCGUGGCUCAGUAAUACUUUAGAUUUAUCCGUAACUGUGUUCAUUUAUAUAAAAGAGCCAGUUCGUAUCAUUUCUGUUGAUUUAAAUACACAUAAAUAAGAACAUGCUCCUAAUAUUGUAAGUACACAGAAAUCUCAAUAAUAAUGUGUUUUCUAUCUAUUAUCCUUUUUUAAAUAGCCCAGUUGAACAUAGUGUUAUAUGAUAAUAGAGCAAUGCUAAUUGUAAAGUAUUUUGUUAAACCUGCAGUAUUUUUACAUUCUGGUAUUUGGCUGCUUGAUCCUCUGCUGGUUCUCUAAUAUGUGUCUGUGAUAGUAAAUAGAAGCAUUGUCAACACGCACACGGUUUUACAGCUGCGCGUCUCCGGUCUGACUGAGACCACGUUGCUCUCGGUGCAGUGUGUCGCUCCUCCAGCUUCGGUUUGUGAAACCUCUGUGUCUAGAACAAUAACAGUGUUUUCUGGUGUAUUGCAAAUAUCCCAACUCCUAAAGAACCAUUGAAAACCACUUUUCAUUAUCAUUCUUUGUGUUACGUCACCUUUGACUUUGUACUUUGUUAUUAUCUGAAUUUAACAAUAUAGAAGAUUGGUCCAAUUAAGAGACCUUUUCUUUUUGGAUGAGUUUGUACAGACUUUGUAUUUUGAAUAUUUACAUAUCCUCUGUAUCUGUUUAUUUUCUUUCCGUUCUUGGUGUUUUAUUUAGAGUGUGGUGUGAAAUUAAUAUGAAGUUCUAAUAACUAUAUACUUUGAAAGCUUUAGGUCACUGCCGACCACUUCAAAUCCUUGGGAAAGCCAUAUGUUAAUGUGUACAAAUACUUUGCACACUUGGAUGCGUGACUGAUAAGCCUAAAAUAAACACGCGGCUUAAUGUCUGUCAAGCUUUUGCUUUUAAAUAUUUACUAAAGGGCAAUUUAGCGCAAAUCUUUCGAGAAUCAAAUAAAUGGUUCUUUUGCUUUAAUGUCAACAAAUGUCUUUAAGAAAUGAUGUCUGUAUUUAUUUUUUAGAAUAAAAGUAACAAAGUAUUUACUGUAUGUUGUUUAUGUUGUAAAUGUAAAUCCAGUGUAAAUAUAAAUGUGUUUAUUAUUAUAAUAUGUAAGUUGAUAAGAUGUUUAGUUUUAUGUCAUAUGUUCUAUUAAUGGAGGUAUCCAAGUAUUAGGUUUGAUCUGUGAAGGUUUACUUAUUUUCUAAAACACACUUUAUGUUUAUCCUGUCACUGCUGGUUUAACGUAAUAAAUUUCUAUGAGUA
Betta splendens (Siamese fighting fish) is the source of this 5124-nucleotide messenger RNA. It is a transcript of the gene slc4a10b, whose product is annotated as solute carrier family 4 member 10b. Gene Ontology annotation, biological process: monoatomic anion transport; transmembrane transport; regulation of intracellular pH. Gene Ontology annotation, cellular component: basolateral plasma membrane; plasma membrane. The coding region runs from base 370 to 3624 and encodes 1084 amino acids. NCBI's taxonomy places the organism in Eukaryota, Metazoa, Chordata, Actinopteri, Anabantiformes, Osphronemidae. The record is from RefSeq and is a predicted model, not a curated record. The transcript has 25 exons. Gene Ontology annotation, molecular function: monoatomic anion transmembrane transporter activity; sodium:bicarbonate symporter activity; solute:inorganic anion antiporter activity.